AUGGCGUGGCAGCUGCUGAGCAUCAAUUGCCGGAUUCAUUCGCACGACCAUCUCCCUCCAACUACGCUUGUUACCGCUUCGGACGAAAUGGUGCUGUCGGGUGCAGGCGCUGCGGCGCGCAUAGUCGUGGUGGGCGUCGGAGGAGCCACGUGCUCCGGCAAGACGACGCUCGCCAAGCAUCUGCUGCACAUCCUCAACCCAUCGUCUGGCACUGGCUCCCGUGGUACAGCGUCUUCAGGAAGCGACCGGGUACGCGGGAUCGUGGACGCCUUCAUACUGCAUCAGGACGACUUUGCGCCGCCCGAAGCGACGUUGCCCGUGAACGAGCAAUUUGGCGUGACCGACUGGGAUCACCCACCCACAGCGAUCGACUACGAGAGGAUGCGCACGACGAUCGAGCAUAUCAAGGCCACCGGCUCGUUUCCACCAGAGUUUUCGUCGCACGACCAUCUCAACGCACAGCCGGACUGUCCGAUCUCGGAGCAGGUCUUGACCACGUGGCGGGACAAGUUCGGCUCGCUCUCUACCGACCACGGCGUGCGCAUCAUGCUGGUAGACGGCUUUCUUCUCUACUACGAUGCGGCGGUCCGAUCAACGAUGGACGUCAAGAUCUUCCUGCGCACGCCGCGCGCGGUGCUCAAGAAGCGACGCGACGAGCGCUUUGGCUACGCUACCGCCGAAGGAACCGUGUGGAAGGACCCCGAGGGCUACUUUGACAAUAUCGUCUGGCCCGCCUACGAGCUCGCCCAUCGCGGCGUCUUUGAGGGUCACGACGUGGAGAACGGCGGACCGAUCGUACCCGCACCCGACGCCGAGCCGGUUGCCGGUGGACCGAUCGAAGGUCUCUGCGUUCUCGACGUCGCUCCGGCGCAACAGACGGACAGUGCAGCAUCGACGUUCUCAAGAGAGAUGACGCAGCUGGUGGACGAGACGUGUGCGGCGAUAUGGAACCACCUCACCGGGUCGCCGCCAUGA
Messenger RNA from Moesziomyces aphidis, 975 nucleotides. The record is from the annotation of a GenBank genome assembly. NCBI's taxonomy places the organism in Eukaryota, Fungi, Basidiomycota, Ustilaginomycetes, Ustilaginales, Ustilaginaceae.